Molecule: messenger RNA, 2107 nt
Organism: Fundulus heteroclitus (mummichog)
Lineage: Eukaryota; Metazoa; Chordata; Actinopteri; Cyprinodontiformes; Fundulidae
Gene: nkx6-3
Product: NK6 homeobox 3
Exons: 3
Coding region: 971-1786 (271 amino acids)
Biological process (GO): cell differentiation; regulation of transcription by RNA polymerase II
Cellular component (GO): nucleus
Molecular function (GO): RNA polymerase II cis-regulatory region sequence-specific DNA binding; DNA-binding transcription factor activity, RNA polymerase II-specific
Source: RefSeq, a predicted model, not a curated record
GUGCUUCUGCAGCUUGCUUAUAGAGAUUAAACUGAAUCUUACUGGGAAUGAACGUACAUGUUUGAAUCUGUCCACAUCAUUUUAACCCAGUGGGAAUUAGAGAACAUUAGAUUUCAUAUUAAAUUCAAACUAGUUCACCCAAUUCUCGUUUUUAAAUCUCACUGAAGUUGUUUGUUGCAUCACCGUUGCCCUUGAAAAAAAACUGAAGUUCUAAUGCUUCAUUAAAAGCCCAUAAUGAUUAUAAUAUUCAUGCCCAUAAUGAGCCUACACAAAUUUCUGGAUAAAGCUGUACACAUCAUGAAAUCGCUGUAAAAAUAUAUGAUUACUUAUUUCGAUUGAAUCCAGGAGGGGACGCUUUCUCCUUCUCCUCCCCCUCCUGUGCUUGCUCUAGCAGAAACACACUUGGUCAGACAUGGCAGGCCAUCAAAAAAUCUACUUGUUCCCACUCCAUCUGUUCAAAAAACUAUUAAUCUGCUCCGGUCCAAUACAAGGCUCGGCCCUCACCGCGGAGCCAAUAGAAGCGCAUUAAAGCUGUGAGACCCAGGCCAAUCCCGGGCUGCAUUCUAAUGGGGAGCAUCUUUAUCAAGAUGCCACUCCAUUUUCACAUUCUGCGUAUUUAUGAUUUCUGAGGAGAGAGCCUGCAGGAGGCAUGCAUCUGUAGGACAAUACUAAGGUCUUUAUCCAAAGGGCUCAACCAAGACUUCGGAUAUGGAGCUAUCCCGUGCAGAAUUGUGGAAAAGAAGCUGGGUGCUGGGUGCUGCAUGGUGCAUUUUCAAGCAACUUUGAAACACUUCAAGAUAAGAUUGCCAUGUGUGGACUAAUUCUUUAAGAACCUAGGUGUGUUCCAUAAUCUAGACCCCGCUUGCGGCUGUCAAAGCUUUCCUUGCGGCCGCCAGAGGCCUUUCCCAGCUUGGAUUUUAUUGGAUGUGUUCCUGACGCUUGGGGAAAAAAUAUAUUUUGAGAACUUCCCAUGGAUCCGAACAUCCAGGGGUCUUUCCUCUUCAACAACAGCCUGAACCAGUUCCCCGCAGACCUAAAGGCGCCCGUGUGCCAGUACUCCGUCCCCAACUCUUUCUACAAACUCAACCCGGGCCUGAACACCCAGCUGCAGCCGGGGACGCCCCACGGCAUCAGCGACAUCCUGAGCCGAUCCAUGGUGGGGGUCGGCUCCACCGGCACCACCACCCUCCUGUCCGGAUACUCCCCCAUGGGGGGGUUCGGGCCCUCCGUUACCGGUACGUCCAUGUACUACAACCGAGACUACAACCCCUCGCUGGGGGGCUUCUCCAAAAGCGCUGCAGAGUGCCCGAUGAAGGGUCGCAGCAUGAGCUGCUGGGCAGAGAGCAGCUGUGACUGGCGAGGAGGAAGACAGCAGUGCACCAGCGGCAGCGGUCCACUUGGGGAAAUGCCCAGCAGGAAGAAACACACCAGACCCACAUUUAGCGGACAUCAGAUUUUUGCUCUGGAGAAAACCUUCGAGCAGACCAAGUACCUGGCCGGGCCAGAGAGGGCACGCCUGGCUUACUCUCUGGGAAUGACCGAGUCACAAGUUAAGGUGUGGUUUCAGAACCGACGCACCAAGUGGAGGAAGAAGAGCGCGUCGGAGCCCAGCUCCACGCAGGCCAGCCACGCCGCGCAGAGCGGGGAGGCCUCGGAGAACGAGGUGGAGGACGAGGAGUACAACAAGCCCCUGGACCCCGACUCUGACGACGACAAGAUCCGACUGCUGCUGCGCAAACACCGCAGGGCGUUCUCCGUGCUGAGACUGGGACCGCACACCGUCUGACACACGCACGCACGCACGCUCACUCCACGCAACAGACCCGCAUGCUGUGAUUAAAACAUUUGUUUAAAGUUAGAUGGGUGGGUGGGGACGGAUUCAGCAUGAGCAGAUCCAGGUCCAGCGGGGGACAUUUAAAUAGAUUUGAUCUCAUAUGAAAGGAUCCUUUUAUUUAAAAAGUAUAUAUAUUAUCCAUUAAAAAAAGAAAUACAUUUUUUUAGUACCUCAGGUCUGUUAACUCCCCAAUGCAAAGUGUGUGAAAGGAAUACACUGUUAUUUGCAUUAAAACGUGUAAAAAAAUAAAUAAACGAAAGGUCAAACAAUUAA